AUGAAACCACUUCAAGGUCCUUCGUUCUCCCGGUGGUUGGGCACUGCGAGCAUAAGAAAGCAUCCAUUCCUGGCGAACUCGUGCAACUCCCCGACUCCCGCAAGAUUCUUGAACACUCUAUCAGAGACCAAAAACGAAGGGCCUCUCAAGGGCGUCAGAAUUCUCGAUCUUUCGCGAGUCUUGGCUGCACCCCUAUGCACACAAAUUCUUGCAGACUACGGUGCGGAGGUCAUCAAAGUCGAAGAUGUCGGGAAAGGCGAUGAUACCCGAUACUGGAAAGUGUCAGGUGAACAAAGCGCCUGGAAAGACGACAGUGGCCCGGUGUCAAACUACUUUGCGGCCGUCAACAGGAACAAGCGAUCAAUAUGCCUGAAUCUGAAAGACCCAAGGGGUCGAGAUAUCUUUCUGCGACUUGCAAAAAAGGCCGACGUUGUCGUGGAUAACUUCCGCCCGGGAGCGUUGGACCGGCUGGGGCUCGGGUACGAUGUACUGUCAGCAAUCAACCCUCGAAUCAUUCACGCCAGCGUCUCCGGUUAUGGAUCCGUUGGGCCCUUCUCGAAGCGAGCAGGAUAUGAUAUGAUCGCUGGUGCAGAAGCUGGUCUCUUGCAUUUGACGGGGGAACGUGGGGGUCCUCCUGUGAGGCCUGGUCUCGGUCUUACAGAUAUGUGCACAGGGUUAUUUACUCACGGGGCCAUUCUUGCAGCCUUGUACGCGCGAGAGAUAACCGGCAAAGGACAAAUGGUAAAGGCUUCAUUGUAUGAAACACAGGUCGCCCUCCUUACCAAUGUCGCAUUGGCUUGGUUGAAUCUGGGCCAGGAAGCAGAGCGCUGGGGAACGCAGCAUCCCAGUGUGGUCCCUUACGACGCAUUCAAGACCAAGGACCUAUAUUUUGUCUGCGGAGCAACCAACGACAGCCAGUUCAGGAUCCUCUGCAAGCAGCUCGGCUUGGCCGAUCUGGCCGACGAUCCCAGGUUCACGACCAACGCUGAUCGUGUCAAAAAUCGUGACGACCUCUACCCAGUCCUGAACCGUGCCUUCGAAACGAAGUCAACGGACGAGUGGAUCGAAUUAUUUGAGGGGAGCGGACUACCAUACGCACCGAUCAACACGAUGGAGCGUGUCUUUGAUCAUCCACAGACAAAGGCGACGGAAAUGGUUCACCAGUUGCCAUUCGAUGCUGCCAAGUCAGGGCAGCUUAAGCUACUCGGCCCAGCAGUAAAGUUCAGUGGUACACCGGCUUCUAUCCGAACUGCGCCACCACUACUUGGAGAACAUACCGAUGAUAUCCUUCGAGAACUGGAGCUGUCACAAGCGGAGAUUGAUGAUCUUCAUGCUAGCAAGGUUGUUUGA
Messenger RNA from Fonsecaea nubica, 1350 nucleotides. RefSeq lists its product as hypothetical. The transcript has 6 exons. The record is from RefSeq and is a predicted model, not a curated record. NCBI's taxonomy places the organism in Eukaryota, Fungi, Ascomycota, Eurotiomycetes, Chaetothyriales, Herpotrichiellaceae. Gene Ontology annotation, molecular function: catalytic activity. Bases 1 to 1350 code for a protein of 449 amino acids.